This is a messenger RNA of Benincasa hispida (wax gourd), 3011 nucleotides long. RefSeq names its product Class II aaRS and biotin synthetases superfamily protein. Gene Ontology annotation, cellular component: cytosol; mitochondrion. NCBI's taxonomy places the organism in Eukaryota, Viridiplantae, Streptophyta, Magnoliopsida, Cucurbitales, Cucurbitaceae. The record is from RefSeq and is a predicted model, not a curated record. Gene Ontology annotation, biological process: mitochondrial translation; histidyl-tRNA aminoacylation. Gene Ontology annotation, molecular function: histidine-tRNA ligase activity; RNA binding; ATP binding.
GAUUGCCUUGUUGACGUUCAUCACCUCCAAAACCCUAGCAAGUAGCAACCAUCGUCUAAAGCCAUUUCCGAACGUCCACUCCACUCCACCCUUUUUCCUCCAUCAAUCCUCCAUGGCAGACCCUACUGAGGUCUCUGUUAUUACGCUUGGAGGAAAGGGUUCAUCGCUUUCUUCUACCUCUGUCUAUGCCAUUGCUCAUGGCUUCGCUCUUGUUCGGAUCGAUUCAUCGGCCCUCGACAGGCUUUCUUCUUCGUCCAACGAUCAAAAUGCUGCAUCCCUUAAGCACCACGUCUUCAUUCCUGAUUUUCUUACUCGCGAAGAAGCCAGGGCGGCCCUUGUUGUGCUCCUGAACAAGCUCAUCAUCUCUGCUUCUUCUGGUAUUCGAUCGGUUAUUCCUGUUCUAAUUGCGGACAAGCUCAAUUCGAGACCAGAAACUUUUCGAUUUGAAUCCCUUGAUGUGACCGACGAGGAGUUAUCCGUGUUCAAGCAAUCGUGUUAUGUUUUGAACGGAAUUUGCGCGUUGCUGGACCAUCAAUCGGCAGCAUUAUCUUCCAUUGCCGAUGCUGUGGCUGGCAUGUCUUGCGAGGCGUCUAAAGCUGAUGUGUCUGCGUUCAGUUUGAUGGACUCGGGCGAUGGGUUCGCUUCCAAGGAGGAAGUAGGAGUCGCCAAUGAUAUGAAGGUACUUCUAAAUGGAUCUAAGUUGGUGGGUAAGAUCGAGAGUGAAGCUAUCUCUAAGAUUCCAAAGGUUCAUGGAUGCUUGAGAGAACAAGCGAAGUUGGUGCACUCAAGAGUGCGGGUUGAGUUGAAUUCUAGUGUGAAAAUUGGGAAAGGGGGAUCUUUGAGUUCUGGGACAGAGGAUACCAUUCGGACCGCAUUGUUGUCAUUUGCAGCCAUGCUCUGGGACUUGGGAAAAUGUAGUUUGGAGAGAGGAAAGUUGAUUUUGGGUUCAAGUGGCGACGAUAAUAUAAAGGCAAGCUUGGCGGGUUUGCUUGAUAGGGAAUGUCCUAGUAAUGAGAGUCUAAAAAAGGAAUAUAGACUGGUCUGCGAAUUGUCUUUGGAUGAAAAGCACGAUGAGUUUGUCCAUACUGUGAACGUGUUGUUGGUAACUGUAUGGAAAAUUUUCGCAUGGGAGGCUACAGCCGCCCUCUUGACAAUUGAAGGAGGUGAGUUGAUGGUUAAGGGUCAAGAUGUUGACACGAAUGAAGCUAACGAGAAGGUUGUAAAAAAGAAUGAGAAGAAGAAGAAAGCAGUCUUGGGUAAAGGAACUAAUGUGGUUGUUCAAUUGAUUAAAGAUAGAUUGCAGGGUAAAGGUGGGGGUCUGGGGUCAUUGGAGAACUUGGUAAAAGAUCUUUUAUCCUUUUUGGAUCCGAAGGCUUCCCAGUUUGAUAAUCUACUGAAGAAAAUCAAAGAGAUAGUUGAAAGCAACGAAAGUAGGAGGCUACCAAAGCUUCCCAAGGGCACUCGGGAUUUUGCGAAAGAGCAAAUGGCAAUUAGGAAGAAAGCAUUUUCAAUUAUAGAGGGCGUUUUUGAGCGGCAUGGUGCCACAACCUUGGAUACUCCAGCUUUUGAGUUGAGAGAGACUCUCACGGGGAAAUACGGAGAAGAUUCUAAGCUGAUUUUUGAUCUGGCUGAUCAGGGAGGGGAGCUCUGUUCGCUUAGAUACGACUUGACUGUUCCAUUUGCUAGGUAUGUUGCCAUGAAUGGUUUAACAUCAUUCAAAAGGUAUCAAAUAGCAAAAGUUUAUAGAAGGGACAACCCAUCUAAGGGAAGAUACCGUGAAUUUUAUCAGUGUGAUUUUGAUAUUGCUGGUCAAUAUGAAAAGAUGGGGCCAGAUUUUGAGGUUAUUAAGAUAAUGACGGAGCUACUUGAUGAACUGAACAUCGGACAAUACGAGAUAAAAUUGAAUCAUCGAAAGCUAUUGGAUGGAAUGUUAGAAAUUUGUGGAGUGCCGCCUGAAAAGUUCAGAACCAUAUGUUCUAGUAUUGACAAGUUAGACAAGCAAUCCUUUGAUCAGAUAAAAAGGGAAAUGGUGGAGGAAAAGGGGUUGACCGUGGAGACAGCUGAAAGAAUUGGUGAUUUUGUGAAGGAAAGGGGACAUCCAUUGGACUUGUUAUCUAAGCUUAAACAGGAGGAGAGCGUGUUACUACAAAAUAAAGGAUCUUCUGAUGCGUUGAGUGAUUUAGAGAUCUUAUUCAGUGCUCUAGAAAAGUCAAAGUGUAUUGAUAAAGUGGUAUUUGACUUGAGUCUUGCCAGAGGACUUGAUUACUACACUGGAGUAAUUUAUGAAGCUGUUUUUAAAGGUGGCACCCAGGUUGGUUCUAUUGCUGCUGGUGGACGCUUUGACAACCUUAUUGGAAUGUUUGGCUCCAAGCAGGUCCCAGCAGUUGGUAUCAGUCUUGGUAUUGAGCGAGUUCUUGUUAUUAUGGAACAAAAUUUGAAAGAUCAAAAGCAGACUGCUCGGGCGACUAAGACUGACAUCUUAGUGAGCAUACUGGGGGAUGAUUUGACACUAGCAGCGGAGCUUGCAAGUGAGAUGUGGAGUGCGAAACUUCAUGCUGAAUUUCUGGUCAAUAAAAGAGUGAUGAAACAUAUUGAUCGUGCGAAAGAGUCUAGAAUUCCUUGGAUAGUAUUUUUGGGUGAACGUGAAGUGAGUGAGGGGAUUGUGAAGUUGAAAAACGUGGAAACUUUUGAAGAAAUAACAAUUCCUAGAAGCAACAUCAUUGAUGAACUGAAGAAACGCCUCACCCCUUGAUUGACACAUUGCUAUUGCAAACUGCAGAGCUGCUCUUCUUCAAUCUGAAAUUGGAAACCUUUCUUUCUUUUUUUUUUUUUUUUUUUUUUUUUUUUUUUUUGUUGUUGUUGUAUACUGAGAUCAAGAAGAAAACACAAGUGUUAAUAUUUAUGAAUUUAGUGUGGCUAACAUUUCAUUUGGGCUGUGUUUGACAAACCCUAAUCCAUUUUUGUCGUAUACUUGUUGACAGCAAUGGCUCAAUUUCUUUCUUGGUUAUUUA